Arabidopsis lyrata subsp. lyrata is the source of this 2956-nucleotide messenger RNA. RefSeq lists its product as uncharacterized. Bases 610 to 2361 code for a protein of 583 amino acids. The transcript has a single exon. The record is from RefSeq and is a predicted model, not a curated record. NCBI's taxonomy places the organism in Eukaryota, Viridiplantae, Streptophyta, Magnoliopsida, Brassicales, Brassicaceae.
AAAAAAUCCAUCAAACUUGUUGAUACAUCUCUGAUGACUAGCCAAACUUAGCUUGGUUCUAGGCCCAUGUUCAUUAGCUAAGUUUCAACUCAUCAAUGAGCUUAAUGUGAGUGACAAGACUCUCAUGUGUGCAAAAGACCAUUAAUCGAUGUCUAUGAACAAGAUGUUGGUGAAUGAAAAAUUUCUUAGAAUUAGGUCAAUAAAAAUUAUAAAAUCAGUAUUUUCGAUAAUAAAGAUUCUUGAAAACAAAAUCCAGUCAACUCAAUGUUAUAGGGAAAAUGAAGAGGAGCUGACGUGGAUAGAUGCUGAAAGAUGAUUGGCUGAGAGGUGAAAUAUGAGUUGGCAGCUGUUGAUUGGUGCGUUGGUUGAAGGAGAAGAGGACGUGAAGCUAUAAACAGAGUUUAAGAUCAUUUGAAGGAAAUUAAUCAGAGAAUUGUUUUGGUAUCUUUUUCUUAGAAUUUCUUGUGUUGUGUGACAAUGGUGGACUCAUUGUUGGCUAGAGUUUCUUGUGAACUCAGCAGAUGAGAUUUGGAUCCGCGUUUCAUGAACGUUGAUUCAAUUUGUGUUUGAUUUUCAAGUUAUCGAUUGAAUUGCAGUUUAUCUGCAUCAAUGGUAUCAGAGCCAAGCGUGUCCUCGGAAGCGAUGGCAGAGACACGUUCACCGAAGAAAUUGAUAGAUGCGGUGGCUCAUGAAACGGCGAAAUCGUUGGGAUCAAUGGCGGAAGCAAGAUCGACAAGCCACAACAAGCUAAUUCCUAUGAAGUAUUCAUGGGAGGAGAUAAAUACACGACGAGAGGCUGGUUUGUGUAUAUUUUGUGACGAGCGAGAGACUCUUGAUCAUCACUUGAAGCACAAGAGGUUACGGCUUGUCAUGGUGGACCUUGCGUAUACUUCAUUGGUUGAUCUUGAAGACCUUAAGCGAGAUAGUGAUCUGAAAGCAAAGGUUAACGAAGUGGUAGAAAUUGAGAUCAAAACUGAGGUUGCGACAAAAUCGAUUGAAAAGUUGGGACAUGAAGCGUUCUCGGAUGAUGAAUCAACUCCACAGUUUCAGGUACCAAUUGCUAAUUCUGAGAUUUUGGAGAGUAUUGAACCUACGGAAGUAAAUUUAGGGUUAGAAAAUCUAGAAUCUCUGGUGAUGAACGAGGAUCUGGAGCAAGAUUGGGUUAAACAGAACAUUAAUAAGAGAUUUGAGGUUGAAGAUGAUGUUGAUAGGGGGCAGAAAGUGGUAAGAAUUACGAAAAUUUGCUCUGCACACCAAGUGCUCGGUAAAAUGUCUCAACAUGAAGAAAAGCUGGGAAUAAAGAAGAAAGCGAAAGGGUUUAAAUCGUGGAUGUUCAAAUUCAAAGCUACUAAGGGAAAUAUAAGGAAACAAGACAAUAAGGGCUGGUUCCACACUUGGAGAAGAAAAAUGAGUUGGAGGAAGAACAAGACUACGAAAUUGCAGUUUGUUUCACAAGGUAAACUGUUUUCUAUAGUUAGUUUUCAGAGUAGCAGAGGGUUUGAAGUCUCACGAAUGGUGAAAGAAAACAUGAUGCAAAUUCCAAAGUUGUUGUGCCAAACAAUUGAUCAAUCAAGAAGAGAUGUUACACAUGUGCUUCCUCUUUAUGCAAGGAGUGUUUUAAAACUGGAAUUACAAGAGGCUGUUCGUUUUUCAAGAGGACAAAUCACAGGUUUUGUCUUGGAAAUGGUUGAUGGGUGUGAGCAAUCAACAGGCAUGAAGGUCACGCAUUGUGCGCACCAAAUAUUUGAUGUACGACCUCCAAUGGUACAACAAAAGAUGAAGAAGGAAAAAAUUUUGAAGAGUUGGAAAUUUAAGUUCAAACCUGAAAAAGAGGACAUAAAGCAACAACAUAAUCAGGUUUUCUAUGUCUCGGAUUUUCGCAUUGCUAUGUCUAACUCACAAGAGAUUCUAAGAGGUAAAAACUUAGAAUGGAAGAUGAAGAAACUGAAGUGUCCCAAGUCUUGGAACUUUAAGUUUAGAUACAGGGCCUUGAGAACUUCUAAAGGGUCUCUUCUCCUCUUAUAUUUUUCUGUGUGGCAUUGUUGGAAAAUGAAGUUCAAGCUAUGCUUGAGUCGUCUCAUUGAUCUGCUGCAAAGGGAAGUGUUGAAUCACUCAACAGAUCAUCUCGUGAUAGUGGACAAAACUGAUCUAAUGUGCCACACUACGAAAAAUAGAAGAAAGUUUCCGAGCUUGAAGAUGAAGAUGCACGCAUAUAUGCACUUGCUUGGUAGCAACACUUGUGUUUCAACUUUGGGAAAGAGGAAGCUAGGCAAAGAUUGGUGGUUUAAAUACAAGACACUGUUAAUGGCUAAAGAUUUACUGACGAAUCAUCAAAAGGAGCAACUACGAAUUAGACACUAGAGGAUGAUGAAGUUGUCACAAGCUUUGCGAUUCAAACCGGCUCGUCUCUUUUUUACCCAAAUAAUAAUGCCUACGAGCUCUCUGUUUGGAGACUUCAAAACAGGGCUUGGAGACUCGGUAAAAGAAAGCUAUGAUUUCAAUUGGAAGAGGCUUCAUGGGAGUUACUCUAUGAACUGGCAAAGAAGUUUCCAUGAACCUUGUGGUCAAGGUUCUCUAAGGAGGGGAGCUUUGUUAUAGGGAAAAUGAAGAGGAGCUGACGUGGAUAGAUGCUGAAAGAUGAUUGGCUGAGAGGUGAAAUAUGAGUUGGCAGCUGUUGAUUGGUGCGUUGGUUGAAGGAGAAGAGGACGUGAAGCUAUAAACAGAGUUUAAGAUCAUUUGAAGGAAAUUAAUCAGAGAAUUGUUUUGGUAUCUUUUUCUUAGAAUUUCUUGUGUUGUGUGACAAUGGUGGACUCAUUGUUGGCUAGAGUUUCUUGUGAACUCAGCAGAUGAGAUUUGGAUCCGCGUUUCAUGAACGUUGAUUCAAUUUGUGUUUGAUUUUCAAGUUAUCGAUUGAAUUGCAGUUUAUCUGCAUCACUCAAUCAAAAAUAUAUUACUA